AUGCAACUAUUCAAAUUUGUUGAGCUAGCUGUUGUUACAGUAGUGAUGGCAACCACUACGUUCAUAUCAAGCAUAGCACCAAUCAAAUUCCUCAAUUUGUCAAGUGCCAACCUCAACUACUUGACCAACUUCAGUAUGGGGAUACUAGUUGGCACUGCACUACUUAUAGUACUACCGGAGGGAAUACAAGUAUUGAGUGAAGGGAUGUACGGAUUGACCUCAUUCACCGUGGGAGUGCCCAUUUUGAUUGGGGUUGUAUUGAUGUUCACCAUUGACAAGUUUGUUGCACAUAAUGAUAAGGAACUAUACAAUUCUCCACCUGGAUACUCAGAUGCAACCACAACAACAACAACAACAACAACAACAACACUUGGAGAGGCGAGGGUGGGUGGAUCCAUUGCAAAUUCAAUCCUUCAAUCGUCAACAACACUUGGUUUGCUUGUCCACGCAGCUGUCGAUGGUGUUUCAUUAGGCUCCUCAUUUGCCAACAAGGACUCAACAUUACAAUUUGCCAUGGUGAUUGCCUUAAUCAUCCACAAGAUCCCCACUGCAUUCAGUCUUGGAACGAUAUUAAGCAAAGAAGGCAUGCAGGAUAACUUGAUUUUGAUCCAUCUUGGAUUGUUUGCAUUGCUGACACCAAUACUGACGUGGGUUACAUUUGCAAUCUUGGCCAUGUCGUCAACACAGAUCCAAUUUUUCACUGGUAGCUUGCUAUUGUUUUCAUCAGGUACGUUUUUGUAUGUCGUGUACCAUGUGGUUCAUGAGUUUGAAGAUGGGUUGGUGCAGGAGGGAGAUGGUUUUGGAGGGGGAGGAUCUAGUGGAAGUGAAAAUACAUUGGUUGAUAAACAGGCUAAGAAGAAGAACAUAUUUGUGGCUAUAGUGGGACUUGUGAUUCCAUUGCUACUAAGCUUAAUAAAGGAAGAGUAA
This is a messenger RNA of Lodderomyces theae, 927 nucleotides long. Its product is annotated as Mn(2+) transporter. Gene Ontology annotation, biological process: transmembrane transport; zinc ion transport. The transcript has a single exon. The record is from RefSeq and is a predicted model, not a curated record. The coding region runs from base 1 to 927 and encodes 308 amino acids. Lineage: Eukaryota; Fungi; Ascomycota; Pichiomycetes; Serinales; Debaryomycetaceae. Gene Ontology annotation, molecular function: metal ion transmembrane transporter activity. Gene Ontology annotation, cellular component: membrane.